Molecule: messenger RNA, 3756 nt
Organism: Aspergillus terreus NIH2624
Lineage: Eukaryota; Fungi; Ascomycota; Eurotiomycetes; Eurotiales; Aspergillaceae
Exons: 3
Coding region: 1-3756 (1251 amino acids)
Biological process (GO): negative regulation of transcription by RNA polymerase II
Cellular component (GO): transcription repressor complex; nucleus
Molecular function (GO): protein binding
Source: RefSeq, a predicted model, not a curated record
AUGGAACUUUCUGGUGCUGCAAGCGUUAUCGCAGUGAUCCAGCUUACAGGAGCUAUCACGCAUAUAUGUGCUAGUUAUAUCAGAAAAGUUGGCGAAGCAAGACAAGACAUCCUCCACCUUCAGGAGGAGAUCCACGCCCUUUCCCGGGUACUCGAAUCGCUCAACAGCCUUCUUCAGAGCACGAACCGUACGAAAAUUGCUGCUCCCAAUGACCUGACCGACAAUCUUGCGAAAUGUUCAUCGACUCUCACGAUGUUGAAGGAGAAAAUCGACCCAAAAAAGGCUCAAACACAGAUGAGGAAAUGGGGCUUUCGGGCUUUCAAGUGGCCUCUACAUCGUGCGGAGGUGGACAAGGCCAUUAGCGAAAUCGAGAGGAGACUCGCCGAUGUUUUGCACCGAAAGAUAGAUAUUGGCCGGUUACGUGUCGCCAAAGGGGCAGCAUUCAAUGACUAUGAGAACCAACAUACUGAGUGCCUUACCGGAACCCGGGUUGAGGUGCUUCGCGACAUCGACAACUGGGCUAGUAUGGCCUAUGGAAAAUGUAUCUUUUGGUUAAACGGCAUGGCCGGCACUGGAAAGUCGACGAUUUCCCGAACUGUCGCAGGCCGAUUAAAACGACAAGACCGCCUUGCAGCAAGCUUUUUCUUCAAAAGAGGCGAACAGGACCGAGGAAAUGCCAAACUACUCUUUUCGACGAUUGCGAAGCAAUUAGGAAGCUCCAUGCCUCAGCUGAGCCUCGAUAUUCAAAACGCAAUCGAGGAUGAUCCGGAUAUAUCCGACCGGGUGCUUAGGGAACAAUUUGAGAAACUUAUUCUACAGCCACUCUCUGCAGCCAAGCACUGUCCAAAUACAAUUAUGGUGGUCGUGAUCGAUGCUUUGGAUGAAUGCGACCGGACAGAUGAUAUCCAGGUUAUUCUCCAUCUCUUACCUCGAGUCCAACAGUCAACUUCAAUGCGGCUACGAUUCCUAAUAACGAGCAGGCCUGUAUUGCCAAUCAAAUCAGGCUUUGAGCGGAUUCCAGAUGACUAUCAAGAUCUGAUUCUCCAUGAGGUUCCAACUCAAGUGAUUCAACAUGACAUAUCCUUGUAUAUCAGGGAUCGAUUCUCCAAACUAAGGCAAGAGCGAUCACUCCCGCUCGACUGGCCUGGAGAACAGUCUACCAAAAUCUUGAUUGAGAAAUCUGUCCCGUUAUUCAUAUCUGCUGCCACUCUAUGCCGAUUCGUUGGUGACGCGAACUGGAGUCCCCAGCAACGUCUGAAUGCGAUCCUUGAGGACCAGGCUAUCUAUGUUUCAAAGAUGGACAACACGUAUUUCCCUGUGCUGAACCAACUCCUUGUUGGCCAGGAUGCAUGGGAGUUGCGGCGGCUGAUCGAAGAAUUCCAGGAGGUUGUCGGAGUUAUUAUCCUGCUUUUCACUCCGCUCUCCGUUGGUGCCAUCUCUAGCCUCCUGGGAAUUGGGAAGGACGACGUUCAAAAUCGAUUAAGGCCCUUUCACUCCGUCCUCAGAGUGCCCGACGAUACGGAGACACCUGUCAGGCUUUUCCAUCUGUCCUUUAGAGACUUCCUGUUGAAUCCCCAAACAAAAGACAGCAGCCAAUUCUGGAUAGAUGGGAGAAAGGUGCAUCAAGUCCUCAUAACACGAUGCGUAAAUGUCAUGGGGCAGAAGCUGAAGAAGAAUAUGUGCAAUCUGGACGGUGAUGGUACACUGCGCACUGAAGUCCACGGCAGUUCCAUUGAUCAUCAUCUACCCUUGGAAUUGCAAUAUUCCGUUCGUUACUGGGUGUAUCAUUUGGUACAAAGCGAAGAGCCUGUCACCGGGGCCUUGACGGCUAUUUCAUUCCUUAAGGUGCAUUUUCUCCACUGGCUAGAGGCCAUGAGUCUUCUAGGAAUACUAACCGAAGCCUUGCCGAUGAUGCAUCUGUUACAGUCAGUUGUUCAUGAUUCUGAAACGGCCCAUCUGAUACUCGACCUCCGACGAUUCAUACUUCGGAAUAGACAUAUUGCUGAUAUCGCGCCGCUCCAACUCUACUCUUCCUGUCUCAUAUUCGCACCGGAAAUGUCCAUAACAAGAACGCUGUUCUGCAGAGAGCCCCCUAGCUUAAUAAGAAGGCUGCCGAAGGUCGAAAACCUAUGGGGCACCGAGUUACAAACUCUAGAGGGCCAUACAGGCCCAAUCGGAGCAGUGGCUUUCUCACCAAUCGACCAAGUACUCGCAACUUGUUCCCAUGAUAAGACCAUUAAGUUUUGGGAUACAACAACUGGUUCACUACGACAGAGCUUAUCAGGUCAUUCGGAUUGGGUUCGAGCGAUUGCAUUCUCGUCAAGUGGUCGGUUACUAGCGUCAGGCUCUCAGGAUAGUACCGUGAAGCUCUGGGACGCUGUUACUGGAGCCCCACUAAACGAUUUUUGUGGCCAUUCUGGACCAAUCUGCUCUGUGGAUUUCUCACCUAGUGGCGACCUCGUGGUAUCUGGCUCAGUUGAUUGCACCCUUAGGCUUUGGGAUGUCACCACUGGGUCUUUGAAACGUACGCUCAAUGGCCAUACGCAACCCGUCCAGGCUGUGGCCUUUUCACCGAACGGUGAAGUGUUGGUAUCUGGUUCCCAGGAUAAGACCAUUAAACUAUGGGCUACUACACCUGGAUCACUAGAGCAGACUUUGGAAGGCCAUUCAGACUGGGUUCGGGCUAUUGCAUUCUCGUCAUGCGGUCGCCUCAUAGCCUCAGGAUCUCACGAUGGUACUGUAAGGGUCUGGGAUGCCGGCGCUGGCGCCGUAAAGCAAGCUUUUACUGUUCAAGGACAUCUGAGAAAUACCGUGGUUGGACAUCAGGCUUCAGUCGGGGCUGUGGCAUUUUCCCCGGACGGCCGGCUUCUGGCAUGCGGCACCCACGAUAGUACUAUUAGUCUAUGGGAUAUCACCACCGGUGCCUUGAGAACAACUCUAGCGGGCCACAUAUUUUCGGUUGGGGCGCUUGCUUUCUCACCAGACAGUCAGUUGCUGGCAUCCGGCUCUUUCGACAGCACAGCUAAGCUUUGGGACAUCUCCACCGAGGCCUUGCAAAGCAGUUUAAUCGAAGAGACUCCCCCGGAGGUUAUAGAUGGUCAUUCGGGCACAGUCGGUAUUGUUGCAUUCUCAUUCGACAAAAAGAUUCUGGCAUCUGGCUCCAUUGAUAAAACAGUCAAACUCUGGGACGUCAUUACUGGAAGCCUUCUAUAUACACUAGAGGGUCAUUUGGAUCUCAUUUGGGCCGUUGAAUUCUCGCCAGAUGGACGCCUUCUUGCAUCGGGAUCCAAUGACGGUGCGAUUAAGCUCUGGGACACAUAUAAUGGGGCCCUGCAACACACCUUGGAUGGCCAUUCAGGGGCAAUUCGAGCUGUGGCAUUUUCACCGGGCUGUCAGCUGCUGGCGUCAGGCUCCACCGAUAACACAGUCAAGGUUUGGAACUCUGCCGAUGGGACAUUGAAACAAGACCUCUCAGUCAAAGGCGUUGUCACCGACAUGAAAUUUUCAAUUGACGGCGCCACCCUAGAAACAAGCCUCGGGCAGCUGAGUAUUGAAUCCUCUCCGAGCAAUUACACGUUCGUUCCUACGCUGCCUACUACCGAGUUAUCGAUAGAAGACAGUUGGAUAUCGCUCCGUGGCAGGAAGGUUCUAUGGUUGCCACCGACGCGUCGGCCAUCCUGUUCAGCAGUGAAAGAGCGUACAGUUGCCCUGGGGCACACGUCUGGAGUUGUCUCUCUUAUAGAAUUCUGUACUUGA